AUGGCGAGCCGGAGAGUGGGCUUCUGUCUGAGUGUGAAGAAACGGCGGAGGAUGAACCUGAGCGUGUUCGCUCACCUGUGCGCAGGCAGAGGGAUUGAGGUGGUUGAGAUAGACCUAAGUCAGCCAAUGGAGUCUCAGGGCCCAUUCGACAUCAUCAUACACAAACUCUCUGAUGUGAUUGUAGAGGCAGAACAUGACAGCCAAUCACGUCAGCUUCUCGACAACUUCCAGACUUACGUGUACACACACCCUCACACUGUCCUACUGGAUCCAUUGCCGGCCAUGAGACAGUUACUGGACCGCUUUGCCUCAUGCCGCAUCAUCAGCAAACUCCAAAACACACUGCAAGGAAAGAGUAUUUGCUGCCCACCGUAUUUAGAAAUGAACACCACCGACAUGUCUGCCAUCCAGGAAGCAGUGGACCGGAAACAGCUCACUUACCCUUUAAUCUGUAAAACCAGGGUGGCCCAUGGAUCCCGCUCACAUGAGAUGUCUUUAAUCUUCAAUCAGGCUGGUCUGAGAGAUGCUCGUCCUCCAUGUGUCCUCCAGAGUUUUGUGAAUCACGGUGCCGUGCUGUACAAAGUGUUUGUUGUGGGUGAGCAGCACUUCACAGUGGAGCGACCGUCGCUCAAGAACUUCCCCACUGGACCCUACGACAGGAAAACAAUCUUCUUUAACAGCCACGAGGUGUCAAAACCUGAGUCCUGUUCCCAUCUAACUGCACUGGAUGAGACAAUGCCUCGAGUACCUGCCCCAAGUGAUGACGCAAUGGUUGCCAUGGUGAAGGAGCUGAGGGCAGAGCUCGGAAUGGGUUUGUUUGGCGUGGACGUCAUUAUGAACAUCGAUACACACACACUCACCAUCAUCGACAUCAACAUAUUCCCUGGCUAUGAGGGCGUUCCUCAGUUCUUCUCUUCUCUCCUCAAUCACAUCGAACAGCUACUGGACACAUCACACGAUACCACACACUGA
This is a messenger RNA of Neoarius graeffei (lesser salmon catfish), 972 nucleotides long. Its product is annotated as inositol-tetrakisphosphate 1-kinase-like. The record is from RefSeq and is a predicted model, not a curated record. Gene Ontology annotation, biological process: inositol trisphosphate metabolic process. Lineage: Eukaryota; Metazoa; Chordata; Actinopteri; Siluriformes; Ariidae. Gene Ontology annotation, cellular component: cytoplasm. Bases 1 to 972 code for a protein of 323 amino acids. The transcript is spliced from 10 exons. Gene Ontology annotation, molecular function: magnesium ion binding; ATP binding; inositol-1,3,4-trisphosphate 6-kinase activity.